Messenger RNA from Dicrocoelium dendriticum, 771 nucleotides. The record is from the annotation of a GenBank genome assembly. Lineage: Eukaryota; Metazoa; Platyhelminthes; Trematoda; Plagiorchiida; Dicrocoeliidae.
AUGAACUCAAUCGUCGUUUCGCUUUGUAUAUUCAUUGGAAAUAAUCAAACAAUAUGCCUUCGUCCGGUUGUAGUAAGAAAACCUUUCUCAACUGACGGCACCUCGGAACACAAGCUGUCAAGUGAACAUUCACAUUACAUAAUGGAGUCGAGGAUGGAGACAAAAUGUAUUCUUCCGCCUGAAAGGAUUUCGAAAAAGAUCUGCUUCAUCAUGAAUAAUAUAACCACAAAAAAUUUGAAAAGGCAAGUGGAUGAGGUGACAUCAAUCAUGCCACAUCAUUUCUCACGUUGGCUGGCUGAGGCAAUGCUUAGGCGUGUGGCCUCGGAACCGAAAAUGCACGAUUUGUAUGCCGAAUUCACUUCGCAGCUUUCAGCACAUUAUCUCAACUUUGAGACUCACUUACUUGAAACGUUGACCAAAGAAAUUGACCGCAUCCUCAAGCUGAACGUUAUUGACCCUUGCAGCGGAAGGACACUGAAACACCUGGGUGCCUUUCUUGGUCGUUUAACCAUCGCUCGCGAUAUUCCUUUAUGUGUGGAUAUCAAGUGUUUAAUUUACACGGCUUUCAAAAACAAACCGGAGUCCUUGGAUUACAUCAUUCCUUUUAUUUCGGAAAUUUUAAAGAAUACAAAGUACAGUUAUUCAAUAAAACCCUCCAGUCCGUGGGUGAAGGAAAUUUUGCAAGUUUUUGAAAUCGAACUCUUAUUCAGCUUUCUAGGAUGCGGUAUGAACGAAAUGAACUCGGCAUUCUACUUGCGUCAUGCCCCCUGA